Molecule: messenger RNA, 6590 nt
Organism: Choloepus didactylus (southern two-toed sloth)
Lineage: Eukaryota; Metazoa; Chordata; Mammalia; Pilosa; Megalonychidae
Gene: DGKB
Product: diacylglycerol kinase beta
Exons: 26
Coding region: 530-2944 (804 amino acids)
Biological process (GO): lipid phosphorylation; diacylglycerol metabolic process; intracellular signal transduction
Cellular component (GO): plasma membrane
Molecular function (GO): ATP-dependent diacylglycerol kinase activity; calcium ion binding
Source: RefSeq, a predicted model, not a curated record
AGUUGCAAAUUAUCAGGGACUGGUUGACUGAGGGCAGCCUGUGUUGUUGACUGGAAGUAGAUUUCCAUCUUUCAGACACUAUUUAGAAUGGGCCGUGUGUUCUGGAAGGGGGUGGAGGCCGGGAGGAGGAGAUGCUGUGAGCAGAGUUCUUGAAGCUCCACUCCUCUGGGGAAGCGGAGCUGUGAGGAACCUCUACUGAGCGGAGAGCUUGUGAAUUGGAAAGGCGCCUGAUAGCAGGCUAGUCCCAGUGCUCUCCGGAAAAGCAGUUGCUCUCGCUUCAGAGAUGCUCCCAGCCUUCGCCUGCAUCACACUGCAGUAAGUUGAACUCGACGAGAACGUGCUUUAAUACAUUAUUGAAACUACAGACUCACAACCACAGUGGUUUCAGGUUGACAGAUUGCAUAUUUUGAAAGCUUGAGGUAUACUAUCAUGAAACAUGCCAUGUGGAAUCUUUGAAGCAUAGAGUUCUACAAAACACCUGAGUAAAGAAUCCCUCAUCUGGAAUGUAAGAGAGUUCUUCACCACCACCAUGACCAACCAGGAAAAGUGGGCUCAUCUUAGCCCCUCAGAAUUUUCACAACUUCAGAAAUAUGCUGAGUAUUCUACAAAGAAAUUAAAGGAUGUUCUUGAAGAAUUCCAUGGUAAUGGUGUGCUUGCAAAGUAUAAUCCUGAAGGGAAACAAGACAUUCUUAACCAAACAAUAGAUUUUGAAGGUUUCAAGCUAUUCAUGAAGACAUUCCUGGAAGCUGAACUUCCUGAUGAUUUCACUGUACACCUUUUCAUGUCAUUUAGCAACAAGUUUCCUCAUUCUAGUCCAAUGGCAAAAAGUAAGCCUGCUCUUCUUUCAGGCGGUCUGAGAAUGAACAAAGGCGCCAUCACUCCUCCCCGUACUUCUCCUGCAAAUACAUGUUCCCCAGAAGUAAUCCAUCUGAAGGACAUAGUCUGCUACCUGUCUCUGCUUGAAAGAGGAAGGCCAGAGGACAAACUCGAAUUUAUGUUUCGCCUUUAUGACACGGAUGGGAAUGGCUUCCUGGACAGCUCGGAGCUAGAAAAUAUCAUCAGUCAGAUGAUGCAUGUUGCAGAAUACCUUGAAUGGGAUGUCACUGAACUUAAUCCAAUCCUUCAUGAAAUGAUGGAAGAAAUUGACUAUGAUCAUGAUGGAACUGUAUCUUUAGAGGAAUGGAUCCAAGGAGGGAUGACAACAAUUCCACUUCUUGUACUCCUGGGCUUGGAAAAUAAUGUGAAGGAUGACGGGCAGCACGUGUGGCGGCUCAAGCACUUUAACAAACCUGCCUACUGCAACCUCUGCCUGAAUAUGCUGAUUGGCGUCGGGAAGCAGGGCCUCUGCUGCUCCUUCUGCAAGUAUACAGUCCACGAGCGCUGUGUGGCUAGAGCACCUCCCUCUUGCAUCAAGACCUAUGUGAAGUCCAAGAAAAACACUGACGUUAUGCACCAUUACUGGGUUGAAGGCAACUGCCCAACCAAGUGUGACAAGUGCCACAAAACAGUUAAAUGUUACCAGGGCCUGACUGGACUGCAUUGUGUGUGGUGUCAGAUCACACUGCAUAAUAAAUGUGCUUCUCAUCUAAAACCUGAAUGUGACUGUGGACCAUUGAAGGACCAUAUUUUACCACCCACCACAAUCUGUCCAGUGGUACUGCAGACUCUGCCCACUUCAGGAGUUUCUGUUCCUGAGGAAAGACAAGCAACGGUGAAAAAGGACAAGUGUGGUUCCCAGCAGCCAAACAAAGUGACCACUGACAAGAGCAAAAUGCAUAGAGCCAACUCUGUUACUGUGGAUGGGCAAGGCCUGCAGAUCACUCCUGUUCCUGGUACUCAUCCACUUUUAGUUUUUGUGAACCCAAAAAGUGGUGGGAAGCAAGGAGAACGAAUUUACAGAAAAUUCCAGUAUCUACUAAAUCCUCGUCAAGUUUACAGUCUUGCUGGAAAUGGACCAAUGCCAGGGUUAAACUUUUUCCGUGAUGUUCCUGACUUCAGAGUGCUGGCCUGUGGUGGAGACGGAACUGUGGGUUGGAUUUUGGACUGCAUAGAAAAGGCCAAUUUAAUGAAGCACCCUCCAGUUGCUAUUCUGCCUCUUGGGACUGGCAAUGAUCUAGCAAGAUGCCUGCGAUGGGGAGGAGGUUAUGAAGGUGAGAAUCUGAUGAAAAUCCUAAAGGACAUUGAAAACAGCACAGAAACUAUGUUGGACAGGUGGAAGUUUGAAGUCAUACCUAAUGACAAAGAUGAAAAAGGAGACCCAGUGCCUUACAGUAUCAUCAAUAAUUACUUUUCCAUUGGCGUGGAUGCUUCCAUUGCACACAGAUUCCACAUUAUGAGAGAAAAACACCCAGAGAAGUUCAACAGUAGAAUGAAGAACAAAUUUUGGUAUUUUGAAUUCGGUACAUCUGAGACUUUUUCAGCCACCUGCAAGAAGCUACAUGAAUCUGUAGAAAUCGAAUGUGAUGGAGUACAGAUAGAUUUAAUAAACAUUUCUCUGGAAGGAAUUGCUAUUUUGAAUAUACCGAGCAUGCAUGGAGGAUCCAAUCUUUGGGGAGAGUCUAAGAAAAGACGAAGCCAUCGCAGAAUAGAGAAAAAAGGGUCUGACAAGAGGACUACGCUCACAGAUGCCAAAGAGUUGAAGUUUGCAAGUCAAGAUGUGAGUGACCAGCUGGUGGAAGUGGUUGGUUUAGAAGGCGCCAUGGAGAUGGGGCAGAUAUACACAGGACUGAAAAGUGCCGGACGGCGACUGGCUCAGUGCUCCUCUGUGGUCAUCAGGACUAGCAAGUCUCUUCCAAUGCAGAUCGAUGGAGAACCAUGGAUGCAGACCCCAUGCACGAUAAAAAUUACACACAAGAACCAAGCUCCAAUGCUGAUGGGCCCACCUCCAAAAACAGGGUUAUUCUGCUCCCUCGUCAAAAGAACAAGAAACCGAAGCAAGGAAUAAUCCUGUAUUGUUUUAGUCUUGGAAAUCUAAUUAACAUAAUUGGGCCAUGGAAUACUUAAGCUGGAAAUCUUUGAACCAUUUCAAGUCUCCUGUUCAUGCAAAAUCAUGGAAUUGGUUUAACAGUUUUUUGUUAAUGAGCUAAUGUAAAAUUCAGCUAUUAGAAAAUUUGUCUCGGUUUUUAUAGGCUUCUUUGCAUGAAGAAAGCAGAUGUUUACAUGAAGUGAUACUGCAUAUUUUUGUUGCAUGCAUUUCCAUAGAUUUUUAUGUCUCCCUCUCAUACCUCCUCCAAUUUCCAUUUACUAACCUGUGGAGAAAACCUGUGAAACAUAAAAAAAAGGAAAUACCAUGGGAAAUACGAUUCUCUCAGUGUGACUGCAGUUAGUAAUAAGCACUAAUUAGUACUACUACAAUGACCGUAAUCUUGGGUUGCUAUACUUUUCCCUUUUAGAAUCAAACAGUGGAUCAAUGAUGUUUGACCUAGGACUUGAGAAGAGAAUUUUAAUUCAAAGAUUGUAUUAAAUAGUUAUAUUGUAUCUUGCUAUACCUAAAUAGUGUUCCUUCAACAUCUUAAUGCUUUUGAGUGGAAUUUAAAGUAUCAGGUAUAACAUUUUUUUGAGCUGAAAAAUAGAAUGUAGGUGGGGUAUUACCUUUUCUUUUUUUAAACAGAUAUAAUUGGUUACUUGGCAGUUAAGUGUGGUAAUAUGAUCAGUCUUAUUCCUAAAUGCAUGUGAAUCUAGAAGAAAAUUCAAAUUCACACCAGUAACCAAAUUGAUGUUUUAAUCUAUGUGCCUAAUAAACUUUAAUUCCCACCAAAGAUUUAGCAAAAGAUGCUUGAGAGAAAUGGGUUAAUGCAUAAUUAAUUAAGCAUUGCAGGACAAAUUUAUGGUUCUUAUGAUUAAUUUGGUGAUGAUUAAAAUGCUGGAAAAGGGUAAAUUAUCCAUUAAUUAUCAUUAAAAUGCUCACCUUUCAUAGACAAUAGGUCAUACAACACAAUCACAGUGCAAUAGCUAAUUUGUUAAUUUUUUGGUCAUUUAUAAAAUAGUGUCUGUAAAUUUAGUGGAUCAGUUAAGUACACUUGAGGAAAGCAAAUGAUUGUAUCAGUUCCUUUUAGUAUAAAUUGGCACCUGUAAUAAUAUUGAACUCAUUAAAACAAAUCAUGCAUGCAAUUAGCCCCCCUCCAACCCCAGUUUCUGUGACAUUUCCAAUGUUUAUUUGGAAAUGACGGCCUAGAUCCUCAUUUAAGGUGUUCACGGCAUGGUUAGAUUCUCUGAUUGUUUAAGGAAAUCGUGCAGUUAUACUUUUCUUAACUUCUCAUUAAGUGUUUGAUAUAAGAUGGAACUCCAUUCUGAGCAGUCUUGAUAUUGUUUUUUUGUUCAUAUUGACCUGCAUCCCAUCAUUGCAUGUUUUAUGUUUUCAAACAUGCUGCAAGGAAAACAAGUGCUUGAAAUGCAUGAUUUAUUAGUUUUCUCUCUCCACUCUACAUUAAAGUGCUAAUGAUUUACCAGUUCUAUUUUACUAUUGAUUCAUUCAUCUUUGAAUAACAAAUAGCGUUUAGUGAUUCUGUUCAACACAAUCUUGUGCAUGGAUUUAUGGAUUUCAAGUGAAAUUGCUAUAAUUUUAUUUCUUUGGUUUGAAAACUCAGCUGAAUGUUGCUAUAUCAAAUAGCAACUCUCAAGCAAUGUACUAUAGUGGAAGAUUAUGUAUGAAGUGUAUUCUUUUAGUGUUCCAGGAACAUUGGAUGGUAAAUAUCAAUCAACAAUAAGUCUAAUUGCUUUAAAAAUAAAAGCUUUUCAAUAAAAUUAAGACAUAAUUUAGCAUUCCCAGGAAAAUUAUCAUUACAAUUGCAAAUUUAGCACUGCAAUCAUUUGCCCUGUUUUUUUUUUUUAAAAAAAAAGGUCAUUUAGCAGAGCAGUAAUCUAGACAACUAGACCAAAAGAAAUCUCUAACAGUUGCAAAUGCAUUACCAACAUAAUGUUACAUAGCACAUACAUUGAUUUUGUGUGCUAUGGUUACAGGUAAUACAUAUUUUCACAUUAAUUGACAAAAUUUUCUACAAUGGCCAGGCAGGCUUUAUGUCAAAAACAUAUUUUGAAGCUACGAAUUAUUUGAUGUUCAGUACCACAUAGAAUUAUUAUCUUGACUACCUUUUAUAGUAUAUAUUUCGAAGGCAGGAACAGUUUGAGAAUCAUCCUUAACAAUCUGUGCAGUGGAAAAUAAAUUAUACACCCUGCCUAUAUGACUUCAAUAAUGGAAUAAUGGGAUGCAGCCUCACCUUAAUGUGGCUAUAUAGCUAUAAUUAGUGCUAAUAGUACUUACUCACACUUUCAGUCAGUUGGAUUCAUUGGUGGCAAUAGUAAUAUGAAUCAAAUUUUACUUUCCUAAAUUCAUUUUCUAGAGAUACUGAUGUACUUGCCCUUCAGGUACACUACUCUUGGGGUUUGGAAAGUGGUUUUUAAAAACCUACUUCAAUGAUUUUGAGAUCAGAGAUGAUAUUCUUCCCAUUUAUAUGACAGCUUCAAGUGAAAGUUCUAUGGUAUAUUGAAUAAUGAAUAUUAGCUUUACAGGAUGGGAAAUUUUCUUCUUUGUGUGUGGGUGGGUGUUUGAGUUGUUGAGCCAACCUCUUUUAAAUAUAGUAGACAUAGAGUUAUAAAGUUUUUAAGUUGAUGAAUCUUUUAAGUGAAAAUUAACACUGGGCUUUUGGGGGUCAGGGGAAAAGAGGAAAAAAGUUAUCCACUCUGCUAAAUAUUGUCAUAUACUGAAUUGGUAAAUAGAGAAAGAUUCCAGAAUAAAUCUGGACAUCCUCACUUCUAAUACACAGGGGUGGAGAGACUUUUGUAAAACCAGAAAUUUCAAAAGACAAAAUAUGUUUUUCAACUUACAUGUGUAUACCAGGUGUAUUUGAUGUGAAAAAAGUGCUGGUCAAUUUAUUGCGGAGAAAGGAGAGAUAUUGGAGGAAGUGUAAUAAACAACAUUUUAAAACAUUUUUCAGUUGUAAGCAGAUCAUGUAGAGCAUAGCCAGAAUAAAGCCAAACUCUGAUAUUUAGGGUAGAUAGUCAACUACAGGCAGAAAUUUAGAUCCAGUAAGGACUAAUGAAUCACAUAUGUUUCAGCAUUUUGUUCUGUUUUCCUUUUUCAGGGGGAUGGGAAGGAAUUGCAAUUUUGAAGAAAGAAUCUGUUUUUGAAUCUCAGGCUGUAUUCUACUUGAAUGACUCAAGAUUUUUAAAACAAUUUCAUUCCUUUCUGUGUCAAACUUAAUUUGUUGUAUAUUGGUUAUGAAAAGGAAAAUGAACUUUUCAUGGCACAUAUGAUCCCCAAAGAAUGUAUUAAAGUAUAGUACAUAUAUUCAAAAUUAAAAGAUUAAACAUUUGUAAUAUAUGUUGAGGAUGUAAAAUUAAAAAUGAAUAACCUACAAAAAGAAGAACUUUCAUUGUGUGAAAGACAAAAUCACCCCUUAAAACCCUCAUUAAAUUGCAUUGUAUUUAAAUAAAGUUUGAGUAAACUCACAUUUGAAAGAUUCUGUACAUCUUUAUUAUGUUUAAAAAUAUGAAAUUCAUUUAAUUACAGUAUCCUAAAUAUUUUCUCAAAAUGUUUUAUGUGCAAUAUCCCACUUUUUGAAAUAAAACUCUUAACCACUCAGUUAAGUGUC